Molecule: messenger RNA, 1751 nt
Organism: Vollenhovia emeryi
Lineage: Eukaryota; Metazoa; Arthropoda; Insecta; Hymenoptera; Formicidae
Product: RING finger protein 37
Exons: 2
Coding region: 170-1651 (493 amino acids)
Biological process (GO): protein polyubiquitination
Cellular component (GO): nucleus
Molecular function (GO): zinc ion binding; ubiquitin-ubiquitin ligase activity; ubiquitin protein ligase binding
Source: RefSeq, a predicted model, not a curated record
CAGUCCGACAUCAAUGAGUGGAUAGACAGGUUCCCUUUAAAUCGCGAGUACGUCAGGUUAGGUCCGCGACGAGUGUACUGGCUGCUGCUCGUGACUUUUCCUAAUUAUUAAUUAUACGCGCGUUUUCUAAGACCGCGGCUGCCAUUGGCGGUCUACAAAUAGACGAAAGAUGCUCUUGAACUUCUGCGACCCCCGCUUACGCCCGGAGAUCCGAUGCAGCGCCGUUAGCACAGACGGAUACGAGGUGAGCAAUCUGAUCAGCGGCUCCGACAAGGGCUACCUGGCCUACUCCUGCAUCAAGCCGCCGAUCGACAUAGACAUCACCUUCCUCUGCAACGUGUGGCUCAGUCACGUGCUGAUCUGGCCGGCCGUCGGGCCGCAGAAGUCGUCGGGCUUCCGGCUGUACUCCAGGAACACCGACGACGAACAGACCCCCUACACUUUGCUGUCCAGCGGCUUCCUGCGUCCCCACGACGCCGGAUUGUUGUUCCACCCGGUGGACGUCGACCCCACGGGGAUCCCCGCGCCAGCCAAUUUCUUAAGGUGCUGCGUCAAGGCUUCUGUGGGCUAUCUGUCCAAGUACACUCAUGUGUUGCGCAUAACAAUAUGCAAGACGGAGAAGUCAGUGCCGGCGCUGGGGAAGGUCCAAGUGUGGGGCACGGUAUCUCCGCGCUGUGGGAAAGAUGUUGUAGCAAGCGUGUACACCUUGUGGGCCGGCGGUCAAGCUCCGCCGGCAUCGCCUGUAGUGGAAUUGAAAGCUGACGCUAGUUCCGUAGAUGCCGAGAAUAAUAGACUGAAGAGCACCGCGACCCUUGAAGUUCCCGAGAGCUUCCUAGAUGCCAUUACGUGGGAACUAAUGACUCAGCCGGUUGUGCUACCCAGCGGUAAAGUAAUAGAUCAGACGACACUGGAGAAACACGGGGAGAAUGAGGCAACCUGGGGUAGGCCGUUGUCGGAUCCGUUCACGGGCUUGCGGUUUAACGACGACCGUAGACCAGUCAUGGCGGCCGCGCUCAAGUCGAGGAUCGACAAAUUCCUCCUGGAGAACAGCGAUCGGAGCGAGAUAAAGCAAAUGCCGAGGGUCCUAGGCCGCGAUCCGGCCUCGGCUGCGGCCGGAGACAGAGGGAUAAUCGAAGUACCGAAGUGUGUGUUGAAUAAUUCGUUGAAAAGGACCGCUGAAGAUGUUAAGCCGAGUGCACGUAAGCAGACAACAGACAGCAACUCUCAGUGUGCAAAGAGAUAUUGCCAUAAAUUGCCGAUAGCGAUUAUGCCUAAACCACCCACAGCCAAUGCUGCAGCAAGAUUGAAACAGCCCACGAAGAUUCCAACUUCCUCCAAGUUAGCUCGUAACAAUUCUCAGAACGGGGACGAUGAAUUAGAUGUACCGGCUAACGACAGUUUCGUAGAUAGCAAUUUAAACACUCUGCUGUCCAACACGAAACACUUUGGCACACCGGGAAAAGUAGAAUUACAUACGCUAUCUAACAAAUGUGAUUGCUGUAAAAAUAGUAUCUUUUACAAGCUUCCCUGUAAACACGUAGUAUGCAGAAAAGUAUUAUUGUCCAUUGAAAAUAGCCAGUGCAAAUCUUGUGGAUUUUCUUAUAAAACGAGCGAGAUUGAACGGAUUCACGACGCUAUUCUAAACAGAUAACAGAUAAGAGCGCAAUGCGAAUCAAUAUGAUUAAAUCUUUUAGCAUUUAUUACCUGCCAGAUUUUGUCCACAGUAUGCAAAAUAUAUUAUUGUAACACAC